Molecule: messenger RNA, 3313 nt
Organism: Patiria miniata (bat star)
Lineage: Eukaryota; Metazoa; Echinodermata; Asteroidea; Valvatida; Asterinidae
Product: amine oxidase [flavin-containing] B-like
Exons: 18
Coding region: 189-1727 (512 amino acids)
Molecular function (GO): oxidoreductase activity
Source: RefSeq, a predicted model, not a curated record
UCUGGCAGAUUUUUGAUAAAUCUGACAGAUUUUUGAAGUGCACAUAGCAGAAUUUGGGCAUGACCUUCAUGACCUUACGGUCACCCAGGUCCGGUAAAUCAUUGGACAUGUCAGACCGUAGACGCGAGUCGCAAGUUGUAGAACUCAUUUGGUGUGAGCAUAAAUUCAGCCCUUGAUCACUCUGAGCAAUGUCGAAAGGGAAAAGAGAUGUCAUAGUCAUUGGAGGGGGUAUCAGUGGGCUGUCAGCUGCUAGACUCCUUCAAGACCAAGGCCAAAAUGUGCUGUUGUUGGAGGCUAGAAACAGGGUCGGAGGUCGCACUUAUACAGUGAAGGACCCCGCCUUCCAAUAUGUGGAUCUGGGCGGAGCCUACAUCGGACCGACUCAAAACAGGAUCAUCCGAGUUGCCAAGGAGCUAGGUAUCCAGAGUCAGAUCGUCAAUGAGAAGGAGAGGACCAUCAACUUCAGCAAUGGCAAGUCUCAUGCUUUCAGAGGGGCUAUUCCGACAUACCCAGGCUUCUUUGCUUUGUUGGAUGCCAACAAUGCAAUGGGCCUUUUAGACAGCUACGGUGAAGAGAUCCCAGCAGCAGCACCGUGGGAUGCACCACGGGCCGUGGAGUGGGAUAGCAUGACUGUUCAGUCCUGGGCCGAUGCCAAUUGCUGGUGUCAUUUCACCAAGGAAUCCAUCACCAUCAUUUCCAGGGCAGCCUUUGCCACCGAGCCAAGCAACUUGUCCUUCCUCUUCUUCCUCUGGUACAUCAAAGUUGGUGGAGGGGUUUUGAGAUUCAUGAGUACUACAAAUGGUGGGCAGGAGAGGAAGUUCGUUGGUGGUUCCAUGCAGGUCAGCGAGGGGUUGGCAGGGAAACUCGGAAAAGAGAACGUCUUGUUGAACCAUGUGGUGUCAAGUGUUGAGCAGUCCGAUGAUGGGGUGAAAGUAACGACAAGAACCGGGGACGUAUUUGAGGCAUCCUACAUGAUAAGUGCAGUACCCAUUGCGCUGCUCGGAAAACUAACGUUUCAGCCUCCUCUUCCUUCACUGAAAAGCCAGUUGAUUCAGCGCAUGCCCAUGGGUUCAGUCAUCAAGACUUUCACGUAUUACAAGAGGAGCUUCUGGAGGGACCUAGAUUAUAAUGGAAUUGUCCUUGGAUCGGAGGGUCCUGUAGUUGGUAGCUUUGAAGACAUCAAACCGGACGGCUCCCACCCAGCCAUCAUGGGGUUUUUGAAUGGAGAAAAGGCAAGAAAAUACUGCUUAAUGACGAAAGAGGAAAGGAAAAAAGUUGUUUGUGAGUACUAUGCCAAAGUGUUCGGAACAGAUGAAGCCCUGCAUCCCGUUAACUAUGUGGACCAUAACUGGAUGGAUGAGGAAUUCUCUGGAGGUUGCUACAUGGCUGCAGCGCCCCCAGGUGUCUUCACACAGUUUGGCAGGGUGAUGCGGGAACCGUUAGGGCGUGUCUACUUUGCUGGUACAGAGACCGCCAACCAUUGGGCAGGUUAUAUGGAAGGUGCCAUACAAGCUGGAGAAAGGGCUGCUAGAGAGAUUUUGCACCAGAAGGGACUGAUCAGCAAAGAUGAGAUAUGGCAGGAAGAGCCUGAAUCACUGGAUAUCCCCGCCAAGCCAUUUGACACUAGCGUCGUGGAAAGACUUUUGCCAUCCAUCCCCGGAUUUCUCAAGUUGGCUGCCACGGCGAUAACUGUCACAGCUGUGGCCGCCAUUGUUCAUCUCCUCUAGAGACAGAAUCCGGCUGCUGUUGUCGAGGUGCUGAUGAUUUUCUCCCUCGCUAAAAGUUUUAACAUGUUUAACAGAAUCAGCUGAAGAGGAAAUCUGCCUGACUAUUUUAAGAGUUACUUUUGUACAUGAAAUCUAUCGGCGUUCUUCCGUAGGUUGAUGAAAAAAACUUUUGUAAAUCAUGAAUUGAAGUAAUUUAUUCAGUCUGAGAUGUAAUGUUCACUAAUUUUAAAAGUCUUUAUCAAGUUUUCUGUAACAUUCAUUGAUUUUUUCACUGUAUCUGUACCUGGAUUUGGCAUUUUUGAUCAGGCCCACGAAUUCCGUCUCCAAAGUACCGGCAUUCCUAAGAUCCGAACUUUAAAUUCUGAUUAGGAUAUGACUUUUUGAGGAGUUCAUACAGUUCAAGAAUUUUGAAUUGAAAAAAAAAAGUUCUGGCCAAAAAUCUGCUCCAAAAUUGUAGGCAAAAUAAAAGGUCAUGAAAAUGCUACGCAAACAGUUCUAGAACUUUACUAUUUUAAGAAGAAAAAAAAUGGAAAGUUUGUGGAAAUAUACAGUGAAAUUUGUAUAGAUUUAAACCAAAGCUCCAAAUUCUCAGGACAAAUUAUGAAGUUUUUUCUAAUGGAAAAUGUGGGGGAAAUGAACAGUGAAAAGUUGUAUUCAUUUAAGGAAAAAUUACGAGUUUGUUUUUAAGUUAAUAUUCCUGUUUUGAUGAAGGCAAGGACGCAAAGGUGGCAUUUGUCUUUGAGGUGAUAGCAAUAAUAAAAUGAAAAGGGUGAAACAAUUUUAAUAGAUUUUUACAGAUAUUUCUAUAUGAUAAAUUAGCUAUGUGUAGAUAAUUAUGUAAACUGUGUUUCACAGCAUAUGCAUUGCUUCUUGCAAAGCAGUACCAGAUUGAAACAAAAGCAAGGUUAAGCUUCACUGACAAAAAAAAUUGUCUGUAUUCUCGCUAUGUAGGUAGCUAAUGUACUUAAACAAGAACAAAUUGUUCAUUUUAUGUUAAUGUGUAUUUUUGUGUGUGCUCUUGAACUUUGAACAACAGUUCUUUUUAUUAUAAUGAAUUGGAAUACAUUGUAUCUCAUUAAAAAAUUUAAUCAAAUUAUUUUUUUUUAAUGGCCAAGCUAAUUUCACUUAGUUUAGAGACUUCAUGUACCAUGUUUGCUACCUGCUUUAACAAACUUGAAAUCCUGUAUUAUCAUGUACUAAACAUCAAAAUGGAUGUGAAAUUUUGGUAAAUGCAUUUUCCCCACUUGCUAUAUAGAGUAAGCAUAUUUUAGGCAUUAAACUAAUUAAUUCAAAAUUGAACAAGCGGGAACCUUUUAAAGAUUUUAAGUCGAUUUGGGCUUUUGAAACUUUAUUUAGAUAUAUUAACUUUAUUUAGAUAUAUUAAUUUGAAGAAUAUAUUUUAAACUGUCUUUGAAACUCAUGAAUGUAGUUUGACUGAGAAUAUACUUAUAGUUUAUAUUAUAGUUUAUAUUUUGUUUAGGAGGCCAGACUUAAUUGUGUAUUAAUUUGUUUGUCAUGUGCAUGAAGGGUAAUUUCUUUCAUUGGUACAGUUACAAAAUAAAUGAAUAUUGUUAGAAGCAAAUAGA